AUGGACGUCCCCUAUUCAUCAUCAUCAUCAUCAUCAUCAUCAUACGCAUCCUCUGUACUGCCGCAAUACGAAGUGGUCUUGAGCUUUGGAGAGGAUGCGAGCUCGCUCGUUUCUCCCCUUUUCACCGGCUUGACGAAGGCGGGGAUAAGCGUGUUUUUAGGCUCGGGAAGUGACCCCGUGCUGUCCAAAAUGAUUGAACUGUCGAAGAUAUCGAUACCCAUCAUCUCGCCCGAGUACGCUUCCAGCCAGAACUCCCUCAUGGUGCUGGACCGGAUGUUGGAUUGCAGGGACACCAUGAACCAUGUCGUCAUUCCCAUUUUCUAUCGCGUUAACCCCUCCUUCGCGGUUCACAAAAAUCGAAGAAGCGAUGGCAUGCUUCUUGACUCAUUGAAGUCCGCCCUCCAUCGUAUAGGACAAUUGAAGGGAUAUCGCCUUGACGGCGUGAGCGACUGGCUUCUGUACGAGCUCAUCUUGUAUGUCACUCGGCAGCUGAAGGAAGCUGAACUAAUCGGUGCUUCCAUGCCAGUCGGAAUAGAAAAUCAAGUCCUCGAGAUAAUGAGAAGUCUUUAUGUUGACUAUCGCAACGGACAAGCGCUUGAUGUACAUGGCAGUGAGGCCCGAAUGGUCGGAAUAUAUGGCAUCAAGGGGAUCGGGAAAACAACUCUUGCAAAGUUUGUUUACAACCAACUAUAUCCUCUGUUUGAAGGCUGCUGCUACCUGGGAAACAUCCAAGAAAUAUCGAGAACCGAGUCCCUCGAGCAUCUGCAAAGCCAACUGGUUUCUAACCUGCUAAAACGAGAACACAUAAGCUUUGGUUCGUUCCAAGAAGGUAUUUACUAUAUCAGAAAUGAGUUUCGCAACAUGAGAGUUCUCAUUGUGCUCGAUGAUGUCAAUGAGCAGCAUCAUCUCAAAGCAUUAGCUGGAAAGCUAAGCUGGUUUGGGUCAAGAAGCAGGAUAAUCGUGACGACCAGAAACACCGAUCUUCUUAAGAUCCCUGAAGUGGUUGCGGCUUAUGAAGUUAAGCCUAUGGCCGCAGAUCAAUCCCUUCAUCUUUUCUAUCGACAUGCUUUUGGGGGAAGUUUUCCCCAUGAGGACUACCCUAAACUGUCCAAGGAAAUUAUUUCCACAGCUGGAGGCCUUCCUGUAGCAAUUGAGGUUAUAGGUUCAUUUCUGUACAGAAAAAACAAAAACAUAUGGAUUGAGACGUUACAGAAAUUCGGUGCAAGAAAUAUAUAUUUGGAUAUAGCUUAUUCAGCGUUCAUAACUAGCUAUGAAGCUCUAGAUGAGGGGGCAAGAAAUAUAUUUCUAGAUAUUGCUUGUUUUCUUGAGGGAAAGGACAGGAGAAUGCCCUUAUACAUGUGGGAGGACUCUGGUUUUUAUCCUCGUAGUGGUAUCGAAAGUCUCCUUCUCGCGUCCCUGGUGAAAAUUGGAGAGAAUAACGAGCUCUUGGUGAAUGAUCCAUUAAGAGACCUUGGUCGAGUAAUUGUCGGCGAGGAAGACCCCACGAACCCUGGAAAGCGCAGCAGGCUGUGGAAUCACGAGGAGUCCCUCCUUACCUUAGAGAGCAAAAUAGGAACAGAGAGGGUUCAAGCCCUCUGUCUCAAGGUUGACAAUAGUUCAGACAAGUUUUUCACACGGGAAGAAUUUCAAAGACUGUCUCAGCUGAGGUUCCUAAAAUUGGACAAUGCAAAUAUUCGGGGAGAUUUCACUAAUCUACUCUCCGGUUUAAAGUGGCUCGACUGGCGAGGGUGCCCCGAGACCUUUAAAGCCAAGAACUUGCAUCUGAAGAAGUUGAUGAUUCUUGAUUUAUCACGGAGCAAGGUCACUCACAAAUGGAAGGGCUGGAGUCAAAUCAAGAUGCCACAAUUGAAAGUUUUGAACCUCACGGGGUGUCAUGAAAUGAUGGAAACUCCCGACUUCUCCGGUUACCCACAGUUGGAGAUGUUGAUUCUCGAAAGCUGUCUUGAAUUGCUCAGUAUAGACCCUUCAAUUUGUGUUCUAAGAUGCUUGGUUUCCUUGAAUUUGAAAUCCUGCAGAAAUUUUUGUGAGUUGCCACCGGAAAUGGGUAACAUGGAAGCACUGAAAGAGCUUCUCCUAGAUGGGACUUCUGUACAAGUAAUCCCUUCAUCAAUACGUCGUAUGAAGAAACUUGAAACUCUUAGUGCCUCCAAUUGCUGCUCACUAACUAGGCUGCCCAAAUCCAUUUGCAAUAUAGAAGCUCUUUCGAUGCUCUUGCUGGAAAAUGUGAAUAUCCCCAAACUCCCCAAUUCGAUUGGAAGUUUGGUGAAACUUAAACGGUUGUUGUUGAGGGACUGCCGGCGGAUACAGGCACUUCCAGAAUCUAUCGGCAAAUUAGGAUGCUCGUUGCUGGAGUUGGAUGUAUCAGGGAUGCCUAUUUCGGAACUGCCCGAAUCCAUUAGAAACCUGCAGCAACUGAGAGUUCUUAAGAUGGAUCGUUGUCUUGUGAGAGAGUUUCCUAGGGCCAUUGGUGAGCUAAGGAAGCUUGAAGAGAUCCAUGCUUCCCAUUGUACGAGUUUGGAGGGAAGCAUUCCUGAUGACAUUUACAAUCUACAAUUCUUGAAAAUAUUGAUCCUAGGACAUAGUGGUGUUUCUGUACUACCACAGUCAAUCGGGGUUCUAAACCAUCUCCAGACCCUUGAUUUACUUCCUUGCAACAACAUUGAAACUUUGCCGAUGCUUCCCCCGAGUUUGACUUGUCUGCGAAUAAACUCAAAGAAGAUGAGCAUAAUCCCAAAUAUCCAGAAUUUAGUUGAAUUGGAGGAGUUGAGCUUCGGCGAUGAGAACCCCAAGGGGCUAAUAGUUCCUCGUAACCCCACAUUCAUUUCGACCGAGCACAAGUCUCUUUGGGCCGUAACAUUUCCAAAGCUCAGGAGUUUAGAGUUUUCUCAUUACCAAAUCCUCAAUCUGAGAUUUGAGUACAGCUCUGCAUGCGUUCCUCAGCUCAAGAAAGUCUUCCUGGGGGGCGCAAAUCUUCAAAGAAUAUCGGGACUUCCCUCAUCAUUGUCCGUCUUGUCAAUUCGAGCUUGUUCAUCGCUGACGAGUUUGCCAACAUUUCAGAAUUUGAGUCACUUGUUGGAGCUAGAGCUCUCAAGCACGGCUGUCAAAGAAAUUUCAGGGCUUGGAGAGUUAAAAAGCCUAGAGAUCCUGGUGGUGUCGGAUUGUGAGAUAGAACAUCUCAACGGCCUCUCCGAAUUGAGAUCAUUGAAGAGAUUGUCUCUCAAGCACUGCAAGUCCCUCAAGUCGCCCAAUGUAUCUGGCCUCACCAUGUUGAAAGUCCUGGAAAUCCACAAGUGCCAGAAGAUCCGCUAUAUCGAAGGCCUCGAGGAGUUGACAUCCUUGGAGCAGCUGCUCGUGAGUGAAUGUAAGGCUGCAAGGUCAGAUGAAGUAAAACAAGCCCUGAGGAGAGUACGAAAACGUUUGAGGACAUCCCCUUGAGUAUGAGCAUUAUGUCAUAUGAUGUGUUCUGCUUUUCCCCUAGAGUAUCACGAAUGUUCGUUUUCUUUUAAUUUCUCACCAUGCUAUUGAGAAGAGUGGAAAAACUAGUCAUUCUUGUGUUUCAAUAUAUCCAAAUCCA
Molecule: messenger RNA, 3595 nt
Organism: Eucalyptus grandis
Lineage: Eukaryota; Viridiplantae; Streptophyta; Magnoliopsida; Myrtales; Myrtaceae
Product: disease resistance protein RPV1
Exons: 4
Coding region: 1-3456 (1151 amino acids)
Biological process (GO): signal transduction; defense response
Molecular function (GO): ADP binding
Source: RefSeq, a predicted model, not a curated record